This is a messenger RNA of Saccharomyces cerevisiae S288C, 381 nucleotides long. RefSeq lists its product as uncharacterized. The record is from RefSeq and is marked reviewed. The transcript has a single exon. NCBI's taxonomy places the organism in Eukaryota, Fungi, Ascomycota, Saccharomycetes, Saccharomycetales, Saccharomycetaceae. The coding region runs from base 1 to 381 and encodes 126 amino acids.
AUGCGGAAGAAAUGUCCGCAAGGUAAAAAAUUGUUGAAAAAGGCGACGCGUCCCUUUGUAGGAGCUUUUCGAAGGCGUAUACGAGCCAAGAAAAACCUUAUUUCCCAGUUUGGCCAGACCGGCUGCAUUGGGUGCGACGGUAAAUUCUCUAUAGGCAUCACCAUUGAAAAGUAUGUCCUUAAUUUAGUCGUGAGAAUCAUCAUUGUGUUCGCCCUUUGUCGUAUAACCGAAUUGAGUGUCUUUGAUUCAUCUCUAAGGUGUAAAAGCAGAAAAACCAGAUUAUCUAAAGCUGCAAGAAAGAAAGAAACUGAUCAUUUUCAUGAACAGUGCAGAUAUGUGGAAGUGAAAUUUGGCCUGCAGAUGGCAUAUCUGCAAUCCUAG